Molecule: messenger RNA, 1646 nt
Organism: Juglans microcarpa x Juglans regia
Lineage: Eukaryota; Viridiplantae; Streptophyta; Magnoliopsida; Fagales; Juglandaceae
Product: probable transcription factor KAN4
Exons: 6
Coding region: 531-1544 (337 amino acids)
Biological process (GO): abaxial cell fate specification; regulation of DNA-templated transcription
Cellular component (GO): nucleus
Molecular function (GO): transcription cis-regulatory region binding
Source: RefSeq, a predicted model, not a curated record
AAGAUAGGAGAGGAAAAAACCGGAAAUCUCUCUCUCUCUCUCUCUCUCUGGAAAGGUCUUUGAUUCCUCUGCACCCAUAAAUGCACAACGUCCCCUUUUCACUAACUUCUAACUUUUCCCUUCAAACCUUCGUUCAAAGAAACUCUGUUUCCUCUAUCUUUUGCUGUCUUUUUUUUUUUUUAUCUGAGUCUCUGACUAGUCUCUGCUAUUUUCCCGUCUCUGCAUAUAUUUUGCUCUUCAUCAACCCUACUAGGAUCCUACUAAAAAGCCUAUUACCCUCCUCUUCUCUCCCUUAUAUACACAACGCAAAAAUUCACAUAUAUCAUGAUGAGGCACUCAUGAUAUAAUCACUACCCAUAGUCAUAGCCUUCCUUUUCAGCUCUCGAUCUUGCUUUCUAUUUACUUACCUGUUUAUUCCUGCUGGAUCCUCUUCUCUUCACACCCCCAAACUCUCUCGUUCUCUCUCCUUUAUUGUUUCACCAAUAUAAGAACUAGUAGAUCUUUUCCUAAGCCAGAUCUCCACCACCUUCAUGUUGUUCGGCUCAAACCCUAUAAUGAUACCUCCAUCACCCUUGCCUGACCUCUCCUUACAAAUCAGCCCUCCUUCGGCUUCUGAUUUUGAAGCUAAGAAAGUGAUCAGCUGUGAUGGAAGUACAAGAAAAGCAGUAAUCUACAGCGACAGGAGCUCAACCACCGACUCCGGAAGCAGCGGGAGUGAUUUAAGCCAUGAAAAUGGCUUCUUCCACCCAGAGAGGAAUUAUGAUCAUCUGGGUCUUUUUGAGCCCAUGUUAAGCUUAGGACUUGAAAUGGCAGAUUCAAGUCCCCCACCCAUGAAAUUAAUACCAAGAAACCACCAUCAUCACCAGCACAAUCAUCAACCUCAAAUCUGCGGCCGCGAGUUCAAGAGAAAUGCAAGAUUGAUUAGCGGGAUGAAAAGAAGCGUCAGAGCUCCUAGAAUGAGAUGGACUACGACUCUCCAUGCCCACUUUGUUCACGCAGUAGAACUUCUUGGUGGCCAUGAAAGAGCGACUCCGAAAUCUGUCUUAGAGUUGAUGAAUGUGAAGGAUCUAACCCUAGCUCACGUGAAGAGUCACUUGCAGAUGUAUAGAACAGUGAAGAGCACUGACAAAGGAUCAGGUCAGGUGCAGACAGAAAUUGCUUUGAACCCAAGGCCAGGGUUGGUCGAUUUGGAUCAGGGGGUAUUAGCUUGUGAGAAACCUAACCCAGUACUGACAACGCUACAAAUAUUCCAAAGAAUGCAGACAAGCAGUUGGAGUACUAAUAGAUCAAGUCGUCAUGAAAAUGCUUUGACACAUUCUCAUUUAAAGGCAAACGAUACCAAGGCGGACGGCCACAUGAAUGCAGUAGUAGUGUCUGCAGAUGGCGUGAAGGAGGAGAGGCGCCUGCUGGAUUCUAGCUCCAAUAUGUCAGCAUCGAACACCUUGCUUAAUUUGGAGUUCACCCUUGGAAGGCCAAACUGGCUGCAAAUGGAGCACUGCGUUGAAUCUUCAAAUGAUCAGUUAACGACCCUUCUCAAAUGUUAAACGACAGUACUAGCUAGUGCUAGUACUACCUACGAGCUAGAGAAAUCAUGGACGUCGUCUAAUCUUCAUGCUUUUCUGUUCUUAUAUUAUUUGAAGUUGAUG